Didymodactylos carnosus is the source of this 909-nucleotide messenger RNA. The record is from the annotation of a GenBank genome assembly. NCBI's taxonomy places the organism in Eukaryota, Metazoa, Rotifera, Eurotatoria, Philodinida, Philodinidae.
AUGUUGAGUGAUGAAUCAACGGCAAAUUUAAAUUUAGAAUCAAACGAAGUAUCUCUCAGUAAUAAUGAUCCCAUCAAUAGUGAAGAAGCUGUUAAAAGAACGAUAACAGUACCAGAAGCAUUAGGUCUUGAUUUUCAUUCAUUUACUCCCGAGAAAGACAGUUUAUUGCAAGUUCAUUUCAUCAGUAAUGUUGUUCCAUCGUCUGAUGCUGAACAAGCCGGAUUAAAAAAUGGCGAUCGACUAUUACAAAUAAAUGGCAUUGAUAUAACACGUUUAGAACACGAAGAUGUACGUAAAUUAUUGCAAAUACUAAGACCAUUGGCGUUAACUGUAGAAAACAAUCAAAAAUUUUUGAAUUUAUUGAAAAGUAUCACACAGACAGAUAUUGUGGUGGAACAACAAGUUUCCACUGAAAGUCAAUCACCCGUAGAGGAGAACCCACCAACAGGAACGAAAGAUAGACUUGAACGAAGAAUAUCUAAAACGACUUCGGUAAAUGGCAAAAGUACCAAUGAAAGUACAAAUGCAAAAACAUGCGAUAAUCUUCUUCUUCAUACGGACGAUUUAGGUUCGUUGAAAGUUAAACGGUGUUUUCUGCGAAGAAGUCGAAAUUAUGAUGGUUAUGGGUUAUUACUACAAUAUCACCGAAAUUUACAUCUGAUUGGUAAUGUUGAAGAGUCGAGUCCCGCAUACCAUGCUGGUAUAAGAGAAAAUGAUAUUAUUUUGUUUGUAUCAAAGAAGAAUGUUGAAAAAUUAACACAUGAUGAUGUGAAAACUCUUAUUCGUGCAUUGUCAUUAGCAUCACACGAAGUUGAAUUAACCGUAAUAAAUAAGAGUGAUAUGGCCAGAUAUAAAGAUUUACAACAAAAAAAUCUGAUCAAUUGGGGCAAUUUAAAUUAUAUACUCUAA